UGAGCACAAUUAUUUUCUUCAAAAUUUCACUUUUGGCGAUUUUCAAAACGCUGUAAGAGAAUAUAAAGACUUCCUACUUUUCAAGUCGGAGCGCUGCGUCACAAAUGAAAACUUUCUUUGAAAAAUAGUACAGACUUCGCAAGAUAUGACACAACAUUGUUUUUCGAAACAAGUCAAAUGGGUCUUUUGCUUGCCUUUCAUGCCGGAAACUUCUUUUACGGGUCUCAACUCUCAGUUACAAAAAGUUUCUUCGUGUUGUAAGCACCACUAUUUUUUCCCUCAAAGUCUACCUUCCGUACAACAUAGUGCUCCUUGUGUCUGUUCUUCGUAUGAAGACAAGCGUAAUGUCUUCACUCCUCACUGGAAAGUGUUGGAAGGUGUUCCACCACUGAAAAGUUAUUUUUUUGAAGGCUAUUAUUUUCGAGUUAGCAUUCCCGAGUUGAGUGAAAGCUUUUCUAUUAUUUAUGCUUUGGAAAGAAAGCAUACUGGAUGGGAGUAUACAGCUCAAGUUUUGAGUUCAGAAGAAUUGUUGUUUCAUACUUUUAAGAAUGCACAGUUUUGGCGUCACGAAUAUACCUUUGGUAUGGGUCAGUGGCAGUUUGAAGAACCUUUCAAGGAUCUAAAGGACGUCGGACUUCCAAGACAACUGGACCCUUCAAUCUUCUUUAAGAAAGUUCCACUUGGCUUUCAAUGGACGAGACGCCAGCAUUUUGGUAGUUUAUUCGACGAUAACAAUACAUCUUUGAGAUUUUCUUGGAACUUAGAUAUUAGUGGUAUCGAUGGUUGGGGUUCUCGUGGAAGAGAUCCACAGAAGAGCACAGCUUCUUGGUUGUCGCAUGUUCCAUUUUUGUUUGAUCCUGGAUAUCAAGUUUUGAUGGCACACGGAUUAGCUAACGGUUGGUUACUUUGGAAAGGCCGAUCAUAUCCCAUUCGCCAAUGUCCUGUUUAUAUAGAAAAGAACUGGGGUCAGCGCUUUCCCAAAAAGUGGUUUUGGUUGCAGUGUAAUAGCUUUUCUACAGAGAAGGAUUUAUCAGUGACUAGCGUUGGAGCCAUUCGUCGCGUAUUAUUGAAGCCUAAACAAGAAGAAACUGUUGGAAUGUUAUCUAUUCAUCACCGAGGGAGACAUUAUUUAUUCACCAACUGGACUAGUUUGUAUGUUUCAUGGGAAGUUGCGUCUUGGGGUAGUUGGAAUGUUUUUGCAGAAUCUACUGAUUAUAUUGCAGUUUUAAGAGCAUGGUGUGAUUCUCCUGGUCAUAUUUUAUUAGGUCCUGCAUUAAAUGGUUUGCAACCCAACACAAGAGAAAGUUUAUUGGGUCAUAUGCAUAUACAAAUAACUGAGAGGAGUACUGGUUGUAGAGUUCUGGACGACUAUUCCAAUCUUGCCGCAGUUGAAGUUGGUGGCCAAGAUAAAGACUGUUGGAAGCAUGUUUGGAAUGAUAAUGUUUUACAACUUCCGUUAUUUUUGAGAAACGCAAUACAAUAUUUUGAUGGUACUGAAUAGCAAUUGCAACUUGGUGAAUGUUUCAAGCAUUAAGACCUCGUAAAUUUCUUGUAGAGUCGAGGCUUCUGCGUAACGCAAUAUUUGGCUUUAGUACAAAAAUAAAUGUUCAAGAGAGUUU
Messenger RNA from Galdieria sulphuraria, 1619 nucleotides. Its product is annotated as tocopherol cyclase. The record is from RefSeq and is a predicted model, not a curated record. Lineage: Eukaryota; Rhodophyta; Bangiophyceae; Galdieriales; Galdieriaceae. The transcript is spliced from 3 exons. Gene Ontology annotation, molecular function: tocopherol cyclase activity. Bases 146 to 1501 code for a protein of 451 amino acids.